This is a messenger RNA of Hippoglossus stenolepis (Pacific halibut), 2978 nucleotides long. RefSeq names its product serine (or cysteine) peptidase inhibitor, clade H, member 2 (gene serpinh2). Gene Ontology annotation, cellular component: endoplasmic reticulum. Lineage: Eukaryota; Metazoa; Chordata; Actinopteri; Pleuronectiformes; Pleuronectidae. Gene Ontology annotation, biological process: collagen fibril organization; negative regulation of endopeptidase activity. Bases 519 to 1916 code for a protein of 465 amino acids. The record is from RefSeq and is a predicted model, not a curated record. Gene Ontology annotation, molecular function: serine-type endopeptidase inhibitor activity. The transcript has 5 exons.
ACUUUACUGGUGAGGGGAAGACUGUUUGCACAAGCAGGGGUCUGACAUGAACACUGCUAUAACAACAUGCAUGGUUAUCACACUGGAAAACAUCUGGCAAAAUGUCUCUAAUCAAUAGUCUUGUGAAUUCCUUUCUGGCUGUUUAUCUUUGUACUAAUCUCGGUAAACAGAUUCUGCAUGUGAAUAUAUAAUGUAUGAUUAGUUGGGCCCGAAAUCCUUCUUACUUUUCUGCAUGUUUUAGACGCCUGCAGGUAAACAGUUAUGUUUUGUUUUUUUCUGUAUUUGGAGGGAGGACUUAUUGAUUUCACGAUCAGAUUAUGUCCCGCUUUCACUCAAAACCCUGCGCUCACACUCAAAUAUACCCUGCCUGUGCUUAUUUCCUGAGCUUCAGCUCUCCUCCUCCUUGGGCUCGCACUGCUCAGAUUUUCCUUCUGCUCUCGGAUAGUAGGCAAAAUAUCGGACGUUUGGAAUAAACCCCAUUGGAGAGCAAAAGAGGCCUAACGCAAAGUCUAUAAUACAUGCAACUGUUUUCUUUUUAUUUGUCUGUAUUCAUAGGCGGAUACCUGUUCGUCUGGACCCAAAACGCCCACAAAAAGUAUCACUGUGUGUUUUGUACAGAGACAUCUUUGAAUUGUGUAAGAUCUGCCAUGCCGCCGAGGCUUCCUGUCUAUCUCCUCAUUUCUUUGCAGGUUCUCCUGGUGCAGGGGAGCACCACCAGUUCAUCUGGGAAGAGCUCUGCUCCCCCAGCCAGACCUCCAGCCCGCCCGCCGCCUCCCCUGGGGGACCCCAGCUGGGCUCUGGGUCUGCGCCUGUAUCAGGCCCUACGCUCCGACCCCAGCUCAGUAAACACCCUGUUUUCACCUCUGCUUUUGGCCUCCUCACUUGGAGCGCUGGGUGGAGGAGCUGCGGGCUCCACUGCCAACCAGCUCAAAGACCUCCUCAAGACUCCCACCCCCUCCAAGGCCGGAGCCCAGGCAGGGGAGAUUCUGUCCAGGGCGUUGAAGAGCUUCGCCAAAGCCAACGCGACCACUUUUCACCUGCACACGUCCUCAGCUGUGUUUUCCAAGCAAGCCCCUGCGAUCAGUCAGGCCUUUGUGAAGGACAGCCGGGCCAAGUUCGGGCUGCAGCAUCAGCCACUGGGGAAAGGAGACUCCAAGGCUGACCUGAAGCAGCUCCAUGACUGGGCUAAAGAUGGGCUUGGGGGGCUGGAGGCAGCUCCUAUGGAGGCAGAAAUCAAGGCCAAGGCCGGAGCCUUGAUACUGGCUAAUGCCCUGCACUUUAAAGGGCUGUGGGAGAGAGAGUUCAGCGAGGGGAGCACGGAACGUCGAACCUUCUUGGGGAAGAAAUACACCAAAGUGGUGAUGAUGCACAGAGCAGGUUUGUUCCGUCACCAUGAAGACAUAGAAAACAUGGUGCAGGUCCUGGAGGCGCCGCUGCGGGGAGGCAAGGCCAGCAUGGUGCUCCUGCUGCCCUUCCACGUCGAGAAUCUGGCUCGGCUGGACAAGCUGCUGACCCUGGAGCUGCUGUCCACGUGGCUGGAGAAGACCAAUGUCACCAGUGUGAGCAUCUCUCUGCCCAAGGCGAACAUUUCCAGCACGUUCAGUCUGCAUAAACAGUUGCUCGCUCUGGGCUUGACCGAUGCCUGGGACCAGAAGGUGGCCGAUUUCUCCGGCAUGUCCGUCAAGAGCAAAGGGAAGCUUCAUCUGGGUGGCGUCCUCCACUGGGCGUCCCUGGAGCUGGCUGCUCAGGCCGGGACAGGGGAAGCAGAUCUAGAGGAGGAGAACGUAGGAAAGACCAAGCUGUUCUACGCCGAUCACCCCUUCAUCCUCUUCGUUCGAGACAACGCUACCGGAGCCCUGCUGCUGAUGGGAGCUCUGGACCACGCAGACGGAGAGGCCCUCCAUGAUGAACUGUAGCGCCAUCUACCAUCUAUCCCUUUCAUUUUUUAAAAAUCUCUUUCACAAACUUUCUUCGUCAAGACAUUGCCAUUCACUAUGGCACAGUAUCACAUCAAACUACGUCUGGCUGUCAUACACUGACACUGCAUAGUCUGGAACUGACUGACACUGACACUGACAUUGCCAUACCUGAUGCCUACUGACACACACACACACACACACACACACACACACACACACACACACACACACACACACACACACACACACACACACACACACACAAAGUGACACCUACAUGGCAUACAUAAAUGAAAAAUCGGUAUAAGACAAUACGAAAGUUGACAGUUACAGCAAAAACACUUACUUUGAGAGACUGGUUGCUUUCUUCUCUCUCUCACGCCUGCACGCACAAACGCACACACACACACACACAAACACACUCAAUGAUCAAGCCUACACAAAUGACAAGAGUGCACUGACAAACACCAACAUGCUGACAAGCAAAAGUGGCUACACUGACACGACACUCACAGCAGCAGGUUUUUUAGCGGACAGAAGCUCACACUGACACUUGAAUCCUCCCUGUCAGGACAACACCAGGACAGGUGGGAGUGUGUGUAUGUAGUGUGUCUGUGUGCGUGUGUGUGUUUGUGCGUGCGUGGUGACCAGCAUGUUAAGGACGCCCAUGCAGCCUGUCGCAGAGCUGGCGGGGACCUGUGGCGGGGUCUCCUGGGCAAGAUCUGAGGAAGACUGAUGGAUCGGCCAAGUGCUUAUUGAUGAGCCAGCUUAAUGCUAAUGGCCGUAAUGAGUCACGACGCGUGUCAACAACACGGAGAGGACAGGGAACCUUUUAAUCUCUUAAUACCAGCAGCGAUCAAUUUCGCUGCGAUGCUGUUGGAAACAAACAUGACUGACAUCGCUUGACUUAAAUGUAGAGGCUUAAUAUUUAGGACGAUUACAUCAAAGAGGUAUUGAUUGUAACUUGUGUUUUUGUCCUUUAUAUCGAGCUCCAUGAUGGAUGGAUGAAUGAGUUGACUGAACAGUGUGGAAAACGAUUUAAAAAAUUUUCUAAAGAUA